Aedes albopictus (Asian tiger mosquito) is the source of this 2582-nucleotide messenger RNA. RefSeq names its product CD180 antigen-like. The record is from RefSeq and is a predicted model, not a curated record. Gene Ontology annotation, molecular function: protein binding. Lineage: Eukaryota; Metazoa; Arthropoda; Insecta; Diptera; Culicidae. The transcript is spliced from 2 exons. Bases 139 to 2157 code for a protein of 672 amino acids.
AUAAAUGGUGCCCUUCAUCUCCUGGGAGUAACAAAACUGCAGUACCAUUAUUUGCAUCAUCCAGAGCAUCUUCCGGAGCAACAUACAGAACGACAUAGUUUGGAAUUUCUGCAGCACUAAGGAAUAACAAGAAAGAUCAUGCAACUAACUUUGAAAAUCUUUGCUAUCUUCAUGAUGCAGGAAACUGCAUCAUACGUCAUCUUGCAAAGUAUCGAGACAGGAAACCCCAUUACCAGCGAGACAAUGUACGCUGACUAUCCGUACCUUCGGGAGCUGAACAUGAGCAACCAAAGGACCUUUGAAUUUCCCGAGAAGAAGGUUCUUCUUAUUCACCAAAGCCUUUCGGCAUACAUUUGUAAUAACUGUGGAGUGAAGGCAAUCUAUAACGAAACAUUUUCGAAAUUGCCGCAACUUACGUUGAUAGAGUUGAAAAAUAAUUCCAUGGAAUACGUGCACCCUGAUGCUUUUAUGCAUAACACCCGAUUGGAUAAAAUUGAUUUUUCCGGAAACAAACUGGUCACAUUAAACCCCGAGGCCACCCUACGGCAUAUUUCCUCCUUAUCAAUAGUAAACUUCAGCCAAAAUCCACGGAUGGACAUAAACAACGUGAAACUGGCAAGCGAUAGACUGAUGAUUUUGAGCUGUAAUAAUUGUGCAACGACCUUUCUGGACCGAAACACGUUCGCCGACAUGCCAAGAAUUUCCCAGAUCAACUUGAAGGAGAACUCAAUUGAACAAAUCUUCUAUGAUGCGCUGGAAUCAUUGGAAUAUGUGAAAAGUUUGAACAUCGAUGGAAAUCGCAAUCUGCAAAUCAUGAGCUUCGCGUCCAAAACGCUGAAAAGGCUGAGCGCCGAGAACUGUUCUCUGGAAGGAACGUUGCAGACUUCGAAUUUGCCAGCUCUGAAAAUCGUCAACGUGAGAGGAAACCGACUGACACAUCUGGACGAACUUGGACUCGUGGCAAACCAGAGAAUUACCAGUUUACUGCUAGAUAAUAACGAACUGGAGAAAAUCCCGGAUAAGCUCAUAAAGAUGCCGCAGCUUGAGCGACUGUGCCUGGAUGGAAAUCUUCUCCAGCCAUAUAAGCACACCCAGGAAGCACUAACGGUAUACAAAACGAGAGCUUUACGCCAGAACUGCACCCAAAAUGACAAUUUUUCACACUACUUUGAGUACCAUCUUCCGAGUGACAAUGGUAUUGCCGUGUAUAGAAAGAAUCAGGUGCACAGUGUUGCCAACAAUGGUUCCACGAUAGACUUGUCUGGGAGGAAUAUUGUUUUUAUUGAAUACGAUUACCUCAUGGACCAUGAGGAAGCAAAGGAACUAAUUUUCAAUAACAAUUAUAAGUUUGAUUUCAAGGAAUCGAUGGUUUUUCUCGAGAGCCGUACAAUCGAAGUUCUCUUGAUGAUGAACUGUGCAAUCACUUCUAUCUACGAUAGUACAUUUAAAAAAUUACAUAAUCUGAAAUCGGUGCAUCUUCAAGGUAACAAACUUCAGGCACUGCACAGUAACUUACUUUUUGUACAUAACUCUCAAUUAACCUACAUCAAUUUGGCCAACAAUGAGCUUCAUUUUAUAUCGGAUACGGUAUUUCAAAACUUGCAUAAGUUGGAAAUGCUCAUUUUGGAUCAAAACACUAAUCUGGAAAACACUGUCAUACCAAGUUUUCCUUACAGCAACUCGUUGCGUCACCUAAGCUGUGUAAACUGUGCCUUUGAACGGCUGAACAGCCAGACAUUUAAGUUGUUGCCAAACUUGCGCACUUUGAACCUACAGAAAAAUCCCUUGAAAUCCUUUGACAUCAAUCUGCUAGACCGCCUGGAAACCUUUUGUGUAGACGACACAUUGCUUGAUGUCGCAAUUUUGAACGAAAUUGAGAAUCAGAUUCCGGUGGUAACUGAGCUGGAGCAUCUUUGCGAUGAGCAAAGGUUAUCCGAACGGUUGAGAAAAAAUUAUAACAGCAAAUCGGCUAAGACGAGCGAAUCCAUGGCCAGGAUGACCCAUGAGAGCCAACCAACGAAAAGGGCCUCCCAGACUUCGGCGGGCUCAGGGAUCAGCCUCAGUGUUUCAUUGUUUAUGGUGUCGAUGGUGUUUGCAUGGUAUCGGUAUGUUCAUACAUAUGGCUGUGCGAAUAUUUCAUUUCAGAUCCAAAAUUGAUUGAUUUGUCUUUAUUACAGAGACUUUCAGCCAUACUUGGCUGGUUCGUCUCGCUCUCCACCAAAAUUAAUUAAGAGCAUGUUGAGCAUCCAUUAUUGUUCUAAUUUGGUUGCACUCUAUGCGGGACUCUAUUGAAAAAAAAAAAGACUCUAAAGCAAACUUGGUGACUUAGAGAAAAUUGUGAUUAUUGUUUCCGUUUCGGCUACUUCUCCCUAGGAUCCACUCUUGAGCGAAUCGUAGGUACAGUAGACGUUCGGUCGAUGCAAACGGUUUAACUGCAAUGCUUUGUAACUGCAAGUCCGGUAAGUGCAACAAAUUUGCAGAUAUCGCACCACCUCAUGUCAAAAUUGUGCGCUGUGUUAGCCCAAAUGAACAGUCGGAUGAAGUUCACGUUCAUUUUACGUCAGUUGAUGGUUUGUUGGCAU